GACUCAUCAGAAGUCCAGUCACAGACCAGUACCGACCAGACAGUCGUGAGUAAGAAUCAAUAAUUUCGAACAUCCAUAUAUUUGCUUCUCUGUUCAUCGAAAUUGCGUCUUCUAAGAACUACUCAAGUUUCAACACUUCGCCAAAAACAUUCCACACUCAUAGCCUUUCCCGGCCGCCACCAUGGUGACCUACAACAUGAGCACUGCGCCCGAAGCCAGCAGACGCGUCUGGAGCAGGCCCUCCGACUGCAGCACCGACUUGACAAACCAGUUCAAGCUGAACGAGCAGCUGCCCCCGCCAAAUUACUAUGCAGCCCCAAACCACUUCUCGACCCCCAACUACAACGCUGAAGCCAGCCCUGUCGCCGCAGCCGCUGAAGAAAGAAGAUCCGGAACGUCAAGAUAUUCGCUACCCUCUUCUCUUCCCUCGAGCUUCGAGAUGCAAGACCUUAGCGGCCCUUCCAACACUCAGCCAACUAAUGAGCUACCUCCACCAGCCACACAAACAACCGAGCAAACCUCGCUACCUCAAAGGACCCAAAAGCUCAUGAAAAGUGCUCCAAUGUUCCCCAUGCUCCUUGCCCUCGUCCCAUGUUCACGAAAAACACAUGGAACCACGCCAUGUGGUCAAGAUGGGGUUUUGAUGAGGCCUUGACCACCAAGCAAGUCAUCUUCACCACUAUUCCGUCCAAGGUUAUCUGGUCAAAAAUGCUCGGAGGUCUCAUAUCGAAUGUGUGGCUCUUGCAGGCGGUUUACUGGUAUGCUACCAAAGCUGCUUCUGUGGAAAAUGCCAGACAUGAGCAGUUCAGGAAGUUGAAGCCUCUCUUCUUUGCAGUUGUUGUGUUUCUACAGGCGUGCUUGCUGUGGGGUUGGUUGUUGUGGUGUAUUUGAGGGUAUUUGAGGUUUGUCGUGAAGGUCGAGAUCGGACCCAGUCUUUUUAGAGUCGAGUGAAGUGGGCUUGAGAAUGUGACGAUCUUGAGAGAUCAAGUAUCAGGGAGUGUUACUUCUGAGGUGAAUCCAGAGAUAUGUCUCCAGAUAUGAAAUGCAGAACGAAGUGUUGUUAAUGAACACUCGAUGUUGUCGAUCUCGA
Molecule: messenger RNA, 1090 nt
Organism: Aureobasidium subglaciale EXF-2481
Lineage: Eukaryota; Fungi; Ascomycota; Dothideomycetes; Dothideales; Saccotheciaceae
Exons: 1
Coding region: 182-655 (157 amino acids)
Source: RefSeq, a predicted model, not a curated record